AUGUCUUCCGACGAGGAAAUGCCAAAUCAAGAAGAGUCCCAAAAUGAAGAUUUGCAGUUAGCCUUUGUUACGAUGUUAGAAGACUACAAAAUCAUUCUGGAUAAAAAAAUGACACCUCCCGUUAAGUCUGCCAAAGACAAAGCACUUAAAGAAUUCACAGAGACGUAUAACAGAAAUACAAAACAAAAUUUAGAUGCAAAACAGAAAUUACUACUUCAACAAAUCAACACUGCCGCAGCUCAAGAAAAAGCUGCUAUAGCUCAAGAAAAGGCCGCUCUAGCUGUCGAAAGGGCCGCAGGAGCUGUAGAGCAAUUCGUAGAAGAUUACUUUGCACGACAACAGGCGAGCUUUUGA
Messenger RNA from Acanthoscelides obtectus, 354 nucleotides. The record is from the annotation of a GenBank genome assembly. NCBI's taxonomy places the organism in Eukaryota, Metazoa, Arthropoda, Insecta, Coleoptera, Chrysomelidae.